UCCUAAGCAUCCAGCUUGUUGUUUAAUCGAAAAAGAUCCUCCAAAAUGAGUGAUUUAGUGAACGUGUACGCACUAUUGCGAAACAAGUUUGCAGAAAACAACUUCAGUUUACGAUAUCCGCCUACUUACAUCCGGGAGCUGACUCAAAACGGCGACAAAAUCAUACUCGCUUUCGUGGAGCACGAUGUACCGAUCAAGCAAGAGCGCAAUAUGUACGCCACGAUUGCCUCGCCGCCGAUUAAGGAUCGCAGCGCUGCCGAUGACCUCGAUCUUACUGGCUCACCGCUGAAGGACGAUGUUAUUCUCGAGGAAUUCGAACUUACGGGCGAGGACGUAGGGAGCACAAAAAUGUGGACUACCGAGGAGGAAACGCUUGGCCCACUGAGUACGGAGGCGGCUCGAUCGCUUUUGCAGAACUACAUCAACCAGGACUGUCGCAUCGGGUCGGGAGAACUGUGGGCCCUUUGCUCGGGUACCGAUAUGGAUCGCACGGUGCUACUGCAGCUAACGGUUUACCAGGCCGAGGCAAAAAACAAUCAAAAGUUUGGGCGUGGAAUUGUGCGCUUUGCUGGGCAGCGGCCCUGUGCCAGCAUUACCUUGGCAGAGCUACGAUCCAUUCAUCGGCAACGGGCGGUAGGGAUGACGCCGGCCCCGAAAAUAUACAUCCGCCAGUGGUACAACGUGCACCCGCAGAUUACGAUACGCCUUAGUUGGCACACCAUGAACGAGAAUGCAAAUUUCACCGCCGAAUGUAAGGCUAGCGUUCGGAUCAGCCAGCGGCUUGCCAUUAACGUCGGCGACUACACCAAGUACGGUUCACCGACGGAGUACCUUUGGCAGCAGCUGCAGCGGUUGGCUUUGCUGAGCGAGAAGAUUGUGGACAUUCGGGCAAACCGUGUGUCUGGCUACGAGAUUUACGGAUACGACUCAAAUGCCGAAACGGUUGAGUUCAUCAAGGAGAAGGUUAACAGCAUACUGUGCAAAUUCCAAGCAGUAGAGCUACCAGACUUUACCUUUACCACGAUCGCCAAUAUGGUGGAGCAGGUGCGCAACCGCAAUCUUACCGAUGUGAUGGAACGGCUGUAUGAUGUAUUGAUUUUGGAUCUCAAUUACGAUGAUCUUAAAUCGUGCAUUGAUUACAUUUUCCAACUGGCGGCACAUGCUAACAUUGUGAACAUUCCAUCAAAGGGCACGCGGUUUGCGCAUCUUAUCCAAGCGAUGAUACAGGAUGUUCCGACGCUUACUUCCGCUGAACCGUACGAGCUGCUAUUGGAAGUCGGCUUUACCAAGCUAAUGCAUGACUAUCAGCUCAUCUUUUCGGAGUGUGGAUUCUACGAGCUGGAUUUCGAAAUGCUCUUCCAACCGCAGCUAACAAACGCCCGGAAAUCUCGCUACAAUGCCGAUUCGGUCCGUUCGGAAGGCAAAAGCGCCAGCAAGACAAGCGUCGGUGGUCGCAUGGCGGCGGGUGGCCUAUCACAGCAGGGCAACGAUAUGCUAGUUAUCGAGAAAUCCAUCCCGGUACGCCAUUUCGAUGAGGAUGAGAUCAACAUGAAACUAAGCCGGUUGGCUCAAGUGCACCUGCUGGUCGAUCAUUUGCUGUCGCUCGAGGAGUUCAUCAACAUCCCAUCGAUCUAUGGGCCAGUUUGUGAAGCCUACCUGGCACAACGACCACUCAGCUAUCAUCAGGUGUACAACCGAGAUACCGAUCUCCUAGAGCUGGACGUGAAUGAAGGGCAGCUCGUCAGUCUGACCCACCAACUGCUGCCCUGUGCCAGGCGCGUAUCGAUGUCUUCGAGCAAUAUGGUGCAAAAGCUUGAAACGGUCUUCUACCAGAACGCACAGCCGAUCUUGCCGGAUCGGUUCUAUCCACAUUUCCGCCCGCAAGAGGACAGUGCCACGAGCGACGAGCAGAUGUUCUGGUGUCUGGAGUAUGAUCGAAUUGAGCGAUUGUAAGUGAAUUUGAUAAUGAUACGAAUAAAAAGCAUUUCCA
Molecule: messenger RNA, 1990 nt
Organism: Anopheles aquasalis
Lineage: Eukaryota; Metazoa; Arthropoda; Insecta; Diptera; Culicidae
Gene: Zwilch
Product: zwilch kinetochore protein
Biological process (GO): mitotic spindle assembly checkpoint signaling; protein localization to kinetochore
Cellular component (GO): RZZ complex
Source: RefSeq, a predicted model, not a curated record